Messenger RNA from Oppia nitens, 717 nucleotides. RefSeq names its product tRNA-specific adenosine deaminase 2-like. Bases 105 to 674 code for a protein of 189 amino acids. The transcript has 2 exons. Gene Ontology annotation, molecular function: tRNA-specific adenosine-34 deaminase activity. Gene Ontology annotation, biological process: tRNA wobble adenosine to inosine editing. Gene Ontology annotation, cellular component: nucleus; cytoplasm. The record is from RefSeq and is a predicted model, not a curated record. Lineage: Eukaryota; Metazoa; Arthropoda; Arachnida; Sarcoptiformes; Oppiidae.
GACCACAACAUGUGAUUCAAACGAAAUCAAUAAAAUUUAAAACAUUUUAAAAUUUUGCGUAAAUUUUAUGUUAAGUUUGAAUACAUUUGUUGAUCACCGAAGAGAUGGUCAUUGAGAUGAAUGGCCACUCAAUCAGUGAUGAGUUUAUUGACUUGUGUUACAAAACAGCCGAAACAAGUCUGGCCAGCGGUGAAGUACCCGUCGGCUGUAUUUUUGUUCAAUUUUCCAGUGAUCAUCCAAAUGGACAUGUGUUGGUCACGGGUCACAAUCGGACAAAUGUCACCCGCAAUGCCACCCGACACGCGGAGAUGGAGUGUAUUGACAAAAUUGUGGCCAAAUUCGGGUCUCAAAUGAACAAAUUGCACGAAAUAAUGGCCGAAACUACUGUUUUGUUGACAUUAGAGCCGUGUCUAAUGUGUGUCCGAGCGCUUCGGUAUUUGCGACCAAAACAAGUGCUGUUUGGCGCACGAAAUGACCGCUUCGGCGGUAAUGAGUCGGUAUAUAAUGUUAGCACAAAUGAGUUAAUAUCUGAUCCCAAACUCAUGUGUUAUCAACUGUUGUCCGCCAAGAAGUCUAUUGAUUUAUUGCAGAGGUUUUACAAACAAACCAAUGAAAGCGCACCAAAACCUCAUCGAAAAAGACUUAAGACAUCUGCAGAUGACUCAGAGCUAUGAUAAACGAAGAGCUCGAAGACAUACAGAUCAUUGAAAUCCUGAC